This is a messenger RNA of Drosophila innubila, 1495 nucleotides long. RefSeq names its product glutaredoxin domain-containing cysteine-rich protein CG31559. Gene Ontology annotation, biological process: sensory perception of sound. The record is from RefSeq and is a predicted model, not a curated record. The coding region runs from base 1 to 1416 and encodes 471 amino acids. Lineage: Eukaryota; Metazoa; Arthropoda; Insecta; Diptera; Drosophilidae. The transcript has 3 exons.
AUGGUUGUGCAAAAGGCAGCCACGCCCACGCUGCCAGCAGCAGCUGUUGCCGACAGCCCAGCCAACUGUUACAUGCAACAGUACCACAAAUAUGCAACACAUUGCGAGACGGCGGACAGCGGCAAUGGCAGCGAUCUCGAGAGCAACAGCGGCCCAGUGCAGCCAGCCCUAAUGCUCACCGACGACAGCGAGGAGAGCGAGCCAUCCUCAUUGAACUCCGACUCACUCAACUGCAGCAGCACGGAGUAUGUGCGUCAAGCGGCAUCCAAGCCCAGCGGUCAACUCCGUCAGCGUCACAAGUCGUUGCGCAUGCUCGGCGCCCUGCUGCCCGACUCGCUGCUGCGGGAUAUACGGGAUCGACGUAGUGCCGAGUACGUGGUACAGUUCACCAGCCCCCCAGAGGUCAAGGACAAGCCGUUAAACCGGCACUCAAUGCCGCUGGCAGCGCCAUUGUCGCGUUCGUCACAUCGCUUAUCGCGCGAGUCGCUUAACGAGGAGAGCAUCGAGGAGCUGCGGGCGGCUGUGCAGCGAGCCAACUUUGUGCAAACCGGUGAGGAGCCAUUGGACAUUCACGAGGCAACAGCCUCGUCGCUGCCUGCCAACAGCAACAGCAACAUCAGCAGCAGCAACAACAGCAGCAGCAUCAACAACCGCUCCAGCAACAACUACAAAUAUGCCGACGAUCAAUACUACAGCUUUCACAUAAACGAGCACGAGAACUUCAGCAGCUUUGCGCGACAUGGCGAGGGACAAGGGGAGCUGGCACGAUUAACGGAACAUGAGCAGCACGACGUGUUCGCCGGCUAUCGGGAUGUGCGGAGCAGCGCCAGCUCCACACAGUCAACCAUACGCUCAGCGAAGGGAACCGUGCGCGGCGUUAAGAAUCGUGUGCGCAAUGGAAUAGCCACGUUCUUGCAGCUGCAACAGCAGCCAAAUGCCAAGUGCUACAAGGAGAAAGAUCUGGGCAAGGUGGUGCUCUACACAACCAGCAUGGGCGUCAUUCGAGACACCUAUACCAAAUGUGCCAAUGUGAAACAGAUUCUGCGCACUCUGCUGGUCAAGUUCGAGGAGCGAGACGUCUUCAUGAGCGUCGAGUAUCAAGCGGAAAUGCGACAGCGUAUGCAGACCUCACAAAUCCGAGUGCCUCAGCUGUAUGUGGAGGGUCAGCACAUUGGCGAUGCCGACACUGUGGAGCGGAUGAACGAGUCGGGAGAGCUGCGACAGCUUCUCAAGCCCUACAAGUCCAUUGCCAGCAACUAUACCUGCCAGACCUGCGGUGGCUAUCGACUGUUACCAUGUCCGUCCUGCAAUGGCUCAAAGAAGUCGGUGCAUCGCAAUCACUUUACGGCGGAAUUUGUGGCGCUUAAAUGCAUGAACUGCGAUGAGGUGGGAUUGGUCAAGUGUCACAACUGCUGAGAUCACUGUGGAUCACUGAGAUCACUGUGGAUCAUCUAACAUACGCAUAUAGCAUUUUAGUGCAUUACUUUCAUUUUGU